Molecule: messenger RNA, 1914 nt
Organism: Homo sapiens (human)
Lineage: Eukaryota; Metazoa; Chordata; Mammalia; Primates; Hominidae
Gene: UQCRC2
Product: ubiquinol-cytochrome c reductase core protein 2
Exons: 14
Coding region: 64-1425 (453 amino acids)
Biological process (GO): proteolysis
Cellular component (GO): respiratory chain complex III; mitochondrial inner membrane; mitochondrion
Molecular function (GO): metalloendopeptidase activity; metal ion binding
Source: RefSeq, marked reviewed
CUCCGCCACCAUCUUGCUUUCCUUUAAUCCGGCAGUGACCGUGUGUCAGAACAAUCUUGAAUCAUGAAGCUACUAACCAGAGCCGGCUCUUUCUCGAGAUUUUAUUCCCUCAAAGUUGCCCCCAAAGUUAAAGCCACAGCUGCGCCUGCAGGAGCACCGCCACAACCUCAGGACCUUGAGUUUACCAAGUUACCAAAUGGCUUGGUGAUUGCUUCUUUGGAAAACUAUUCUCCUGUAUCAAGAAUUGGUUUGUUCAUUAAAGCAGGCAGUAGAUAUGAGGACUUCAGCAAUUUAGGAACCACCCAUUUGCUGCGUCUUACAUCCAGUCUGACGACAAAAGGAGCUUCAUCUUUCAAGAUAACCCGUGGAAUUGAAGCAGUUGGUGGCAAAUUAAGUGUGACCGCAACAAGGGAAAACAUGGCUUAUACUGUGGAAUGCCUGCGGGGUGAUGUUGAUAUUCUAAUGGAGUUCCUGCUCAAUGUCACCACAGCACCAGAAUUUCGUCGUUGGGAAGUAGCUGACCUUCAGCCUCAGCUAAAGAUUGACAAAGCUGUGGCCUUUCAGAAUCCGCAGACUCAUGUCAUUGAAAAUUUGCAUGCAGCAGCUUACCGGAAUGCCUUGGCUAAUCCCUUGUAUUGUCCUGACUAUAGGAUUGGAAAAGUGACAUCAGAGGAGUUACAUUACUUCGUUCAGAACCAUUUCACAAGUGCAAGAAUGGCUUUGAUUGGACUUGGUGUGAGUCAUCCUGUUCUAAAGCAAGUUGCUGAACAGUUUCUCAACAUGAGGGGUGGGCUUGGUUUAUCUGGUGCAAAGGCCAACUACCGUGGAGGUGAAAUCCGAGAACAGAAUGGAGACAGUCUUGUCCAUGCUGCUUUUGUAGCAGAAAGUGCUGUCGCGGGAAGUGCAGAGGCAAAUGCAUUUAGUGUUCUUCAGCAUGUCCUCGGUGCUGGGCCACAUGUCAAGAGGGGCAGCAACACCACCAGCCAUCUGCACCAGGCUGUUGCCAAGGCAACUCAGCAGCCAUUUGAUGUUUCUGCAUUUAAUGCCAGUUACUCAGAUUCUGGACUCUUUGGGAUUUAUACUAUCUCCCAGGCCACAGCUGCUGGAGAUGUUAUCAAGGCUGCCUAUAAUCAAGUAAAAACAAUAGCUCAAGGAAACCUUUCCAACACAGAUGUCCAAGCUGCCAAGAACAAGCUGAAAGCUGGAUACCUAAUGUCAGUGGAGUCUUCUGAGUGUUUCCUGGAAGAAGUCGGGUCCCAGGCUCUAGUUGCUGGUUCUUACAUGCCACCAUCCACAGUCCUUCAGCAGAUUGAUUCAGUGGCUAAUGCUGAUAUCAUAAAUGCGGCAAAGAAGUUUGUUUCUGGCCAGAAGUCAAUGGCAGCAAGUGGAAAUUUGGGACAUACACCUUUUGUUGAUGAGUUGUAAUACUGAUGCACACAUUACAGGAGAGAGCUGAACGUUCUCUCAGCCCAGAGCAGCAAACACAUGAAAGUCAGAAGUCUCUAAUAUAUCAUUUGUCUUUUUUCCAGUGAGGUAAAAUAAGGCAUAAAUGCAGGUAAUUAUUCCCAGCUGACCUAAAGUCAAUAAAACAUUCUGUUUAAGUGUUUUUCUUACGUUUUUCUCAAUGAGUUAAUCAACAAGUAUUUAUUAUGUGCUGAUAUCUUUGUUUUAGAUGCUUUAAAGGAGACAGGAAUAUAAUUAUUGAGUAUAGAAGCAUCAGAAACUAUUAAAAUUAAGGCUAAGUGGCUAUCGGGGUAAAUAGUGCCAGAUUACUAUUGGUGGCGUUUAAGAUGAAAGCAAGUUCAAAAUUUGUCAUUUUGGGUGUCAACAGCUAAAUGGUCUGGUUUUUACCCCUGUUUUGCCUUUUUUGCAAUAAAAUUAUUUCCAAAAAACAUACAUUUCCUAUCAAUCAUA